CCGGGGGGGGUGGUAAUGUGCGGCUCCGGCCCCGCCCACGCAGCUCCGGGCUCGGGCUCCGGCGGGCCCCGCCCACCGGCGCUCGCUACCCCUCCGGUCCGCUGCGCCCGCUGCAGCGCUUCCCCGCGCGCCAUGGCCGGACUGCUGGCGCUGCUGGGCCCGGCGGGCAGGGUGGGCGCCCGGGUCCGGACUCGCGCCUCCUGGCUCCUAGGCGCCGCCGCCUCCUGCGCGCCGCGCCCCCUGUUGCUGCCGCCGCUCCGGCCUGGACCUGACGCCCCGCUGCUGCGUGCGGUCCGUGGGGACAGCCGCGGCCUCCAGGACCCCAGCAAAAUCACUGCGACACCAGCCCCGCCUGUCAGCAGCACAGAGGAGAAAAAGCAAAGCAAGUCACAGCAGCUGAAAAAGAUUUUUCAAGAGUAUGGUGCCGUUGGCGUGUCGCUGCACAUUGGAAUCUCACUAAUCUCCUUGGGCAUAUUUUACAUGGUGGUUUCAAGUGGUGUGGACAUGUCUGCAAUCCUGCUUAAACUCGGAUUUAAAGAGUCACUGGUGCAGUCGAAAAUGGCAGCGGGCACAAGCACCUUCGUGGUGGCCUACGCCAUCCACAAGCUCUUUGCCCCAGUGCGAAUCAGCAUCACCUUAGUUUCUGUGCCCUUCAUUGUCAGAUAUUUUCGCAAAGUGGGAUUUUUUAAACCUCCAGCUGCAAAGCCUUGAUGAACUCUUCAAACAUAUUUCUUUUAAAUAGAAAUUUUGGGUUAAUUUUAGGAUAGAGCUUUUCCAGGAGGGGUGGGUAGGGUGGGAACAGGAAGCUAAUUGCUAUGUUCUCAUGAAUAAGUUUUACCUUUGGCAGCAAAAUUCAGGUUUUUUAAUGAUUGUAAUGAAUUUGCUUUACAAAUAUUAUUAAUGCUAUUGAUGGUAGGGCUUGUAUACAUAAUCUGAAAUGUCAGCAAAACAUCACAAAUUGAGCUGUCACCUCGAACAAAACUGUUAGCCUACAAAAUGUUCCUUCUGGGAGAUCACUGGUGAGGUUCUAGUCUGCAGAAGCCCCAGGGGUUAAUCUUCAUUCAAAUUCUUAAAGGGCAACGAUUCAUUAAGCUGGUUUUUAAAAUUCCCCUUCCUCCAAUAUCUGUUGUCAGGCUGCCUGCAGUUUAAUAUGCAAUAUUCUGCAAAACAGCUGCCAGUGUUACAAUUAAUGAAGCAGAAUUUAAGACUUAACAAUAUGUAAUCAGGAUCUAAAUUAGCAUCAACGCUUUGAUGUUCAUUACACUUGUUUUAGGAAGGAAAAAUAACCAAGUAUUUCUGGUGUGUUUCAUUGAUCCUAAAACACCUUCAAAUCUGGACAUGAUGGUCCCUACCUCAGGUGGCUUUUCUCAAAUUUCAUGGAAGUAGGUCAGGGUCAUUUGUCUCUGUUUAGGCAAAAUGGGGAAGUUUUAUCCAGUAGUAGUAGCAUCACGUGGCUCCUGACGGCCUUAUCCACAGGUGAAUUUGGAUACUGUACACAUGGAAAGCUAAGACAAUCUUUGCUUAACCCUCUCUCAAACUUCAGACAUUCCAGAACUACUGUCACAAUGUUUACGUUGUGUUGCUACUUAUAUUUUUUUAACUGAGUUAAAAUUGUUAUGUAGAAAAAGAUUUUGUAUCACUCUCUAAGAAGGAAAAUUAGUGCACUUGCUGUAAAUGGGAGGCAACUGUGAAAUACUGUGAACUAAUACAAAAUAAUAUAAGCCAGGGAGGGAGAGGGGCGGGCAGGUGUAAUUACUUUCUGUUGAGCCAGUUUUACCUGAUAAAGCAUAUUUGACGUGAGCCCCCCCCCCAUUGCUGUGAGGGACAUUAUUAGUUAAGAACAGAAACUCAAGCACACCGAUUCAAAUUGAGACUUUUGUCCCUGGAACACUUAGGAGCAGACAGACUGGAGGGAAUUCCUUUCUGUAGGAUUCACGUAAUGCUACCCUCCAGGCCAUAUUCACACAGCACGGUCCACACUGGAACCUGGAUUCAAUCCUUUUCUGCCCUGCCACCUUCGUUGAGGGAGAUACAAUUUUGGUGGGGGGGAGUUAAUUACAGAUGUGACAAUCAGAAAACUAAAGGAACUAUAAAUUGACCGUCCUGGUUUUACCAGCUGGCUGCUGACCGUUCCCUGGUUAAGCCUUAGUAACCUAUGUCCGUUAUUUCAGUUAAUUUACAAGAAGCUUUGUGGGACAAAUUCUCCACUUGUAAGAUCAUUAAAGUGGAUUCUCCCCCCCCCCCACUUUUAAAGCAAUUAGCCCAUUGCCAAAAGGCUUUACCGAUUUCAAGUUGGAACUGCCUUUCUGGGAUCUAAUUCCAAGGACAUUGACACAGCUGAGCAAGAUGCCUGCUAAGAGUGCUAGGCAGUCCCUCCCUGUGGUCUGGGCUCUGUUCACACAGCUGGCUUCAGACUCUAACCACCUUCUGGACCAGUCUCCCUACCACUCAGAUCCCUAGUAAUGCCUAUGCAAAACAAAAAACAAACAAAACUGACAGUGAGUCCUACAGGUUUAAGGGCUGAAAUCUUAAACUUUGAUUCCACGUUUGGAGGAAUGGAAGUGGACAGGGCAAGCAAUAAAACCAAUCACCAAACCAAAUAGCCAUGGCCUUCUCUUCUAAGCCCCACCUCCACUCCACUCCUGCAGCCAGUGGCCCCAACAGAACCAAGAACCUGGAGAAGACGAGAUCAAAGGAUCAGGGAAUAUAUGACGUCACCAGCAAGAUGUACAGAUUGCUUGUAUUUACAUUGUUUUUAUGGAUCAAGGGGGAAAAACAUGAUCUAUUUUAAAAAAUGUAAGCCAUUGUUCACCCCUAAUUUUGUAUCUGACAAAAACGAGCCGCUUAAAUUCUCUGAAACAAAUAAACAUCUUUGUAGCGUAUGAA
Ailuropoda melanoleuca (giant panda) is the source of this 2886-nucleotide messenger RNA. It is a transcript of the gene MIMS2, whose product is annotated as mitochondrial inner membrane scaffold 2. Gene Ontology annotation, cellular component: mitochondrion. Lineage: Eukaryota; Metazoa; Chordata; Mammalia; Carnivora; Ursidae. The transcript is spliced from 3 exons. The record is from RefSeq and is a predicted model, not a curated record. Bases 16 to 711 code for a protein of 231 amino acids.